Molecule: messenger RNA, 5730 nt
Organism: Hermetia illucens (black soldier fly)
Lineage: Eukaryota; Metazoa; Arthropoda; Insecta; Diptera; Stratiomyidae
Exons: 7
Coding region: 341-5662 (1773 amino acids)
Molecular function (GO): aldehyde dehydrogenase (NAD+) activity
Source: RefSeq, a predicted model, not a curated record
UUUGACUCACAAAUUGUUUAAACGUACGUUUAAGUUAUAAAACGUAUUUAUAAAAAGUAACUGUUUUGGUUUUAAAGUCUUUUUAGGGCAGAAUCUUCUCAACCUAAAUUUUUUUUUGAAAGUAUUUUUUUUUCUUAACAAACUUUUAGAUAUUUAAGCAGAAAAUAUGUUCUGAAGUGAUUUUCCUGCUUUGGUUUUAGAAGUGAAAAUUUGUUUUGAGUUCUGAGGAAAAAAAAUUUUAAUAGUUUACCAGGUGGGGUCGGUGUUAAAGUGGUGCUCCCUCUUAUCCGUUUACUGACUUUCUGGACGAUUUACCAGUACAAAGAAAGUAGCUCCAGAAAUGAUGCAGCGGUGGACAAAAAUCUUCCUUAGGAAACAUGUUGCUCCGUCGUGUUACGAAUCUCUUCCAACAUCACCGCAUGCCCUACUUUUGUCCUUAUUCAGACGCGCUGAUGUGACUGGUAAGGACAAAAGACCAUCAUUUACAGGGGACUCUAAUAGGGCCUACAGCGAAGAGUUUGGUGCAGAGUUUGGGAGGACUGUUGAAACAUCUAUGAGUGAUACUGCUCCUGCAGACUCCCUACCGAGAAAUGACAUAAAGGACAUUCAGGAACCGUCGCUUUUAUCUUCGUCUGUUGGUUGCACUGAGGAAAAAAUCCCAGAAGGAUUAAACAGAGACCCGGAGACUAUAAGCUCCACCCAGAAGACACAACAUUCAGAAAUGCGCCGACUGGAGAUCGAUGAACAAGCUGUUAAACGGGUAGUGGAUAAGGAGAUGCUAGAUGCGACAGAGUUGAAGUUGUUGAAUCUGACUGGUAGUUGCCUUCUAGUCACAACGAGUAGCUCGGAUGGCUCGGACUGGCGGUUUCCCUCGUCUGAAAAGCAAAGAAUUUGGAAAAUUGUACCCCGUUUCGAUUCGUUGCGGGCUAUAAAGAAUUCCGUGCGAAGUCAUUCUAACUUAAACGGAAGGUUCCAGACGCAAACUGAAGGGAGGAGCGAGGAAAACCUAUUCGACUUAUUCAGAGUGAGUAGUCGUCCUUUCUCUUUGGCUGCGGACGAAGGCCUGACUAGUUCGAUUCUGGAAAACAACCAACCAAAUGCCACAGACGUUUCACCGCUGGAUUUUGUUGCUCCGCCCAAUACCUCUCGGAAAAGAGCCGAAAUAUCUGGCAGAAAGGAUUCUGUACUUAUGCAGGAAAAGUCUAUUCCAGUGCAACGCAUCGAUGAUUCAAAACUUUUCGAUUUGAAUUUGACAGAUUUCUUUGCUGACGAUGUUUUCACAGUCCCAGAAAUGUACAAGGGUUCACUGCAAGCAGCAGUGCAGGACAUUGCGAACUCUAACCACCCGAAUAGUAUCAAGUAUGUUGGCGUACAUCAAGAUUUGGGUCACCUUAUCAUCGGUCAAAAUGAUAAAAUUCUUGGCAUUGUGCCUAAACGUGAUGAUUCCGAUAUGACUUCUAGCGAAUGCACCCCAACUGAUAUCAUUGAUUCCACAAUUCAUGAGAAUUUGUUAUUAGGGUACAGUGCGAAGUCGAAGGUUAUACCCUACACAGAUUAUCGCAAAACCUUCCUAGAAAACAAGUAUGACAAUAUUCCGCUAUGCGGUGGUUUUGGUGCCCUCGCGUUGAACAUGUUGGUAGAUGUCUCCAAACAGCCAGCCUCUACUAAGGGCACGUCAGCUAGUAUUGAAAACCAGGCCAAAACUGUCGAUAAGGGUAGCACUUCCUCGACCAGCUUGAGUGCGGCUGCGCAGGAUAUGUUCACUGUUCCAGUUGUACGCUUCGGAUCAGGAGAACUGGGCGAUGGGGACGAGCCUGCAGGUCAAAAGGACCCUAGCAUUGAAGCUGGUGGAAAAAAUAAAGAUUCACGUAAAGGAGCUAGUGGCAAAUCCUCACCUGGCUGGGCAGCUGGACUAAAAAGUGGACUUCAGACUAAUAGACCUCCGUUAAAUGUUGGAACCACAUGUGAAUCACCUAAGCAUAUGUCGGAAAACCCCGCACCGCUAGGACAAUCGGUCAUCCUGUCUCAUUCCAACAGACUUGAGGAAUCUGGGGCGAAUGGAAGCAUCGGCGGCUCCGGUGAACCUUCGCAACAGGAUGGUUAUCCACAAGUUCCGAUUUUAUGCUAUCCAGCAGGCAACAGAGUGAGGAGGACCAAAAGUGGACGAAUAAAAUUUCCGCGACCGUGCCCAGUGCCAAUCGCUUCGCAACAACCCUCCGGAUCUGCAGUACUACCGGCUCUUGAAGGUACUGCUGGCUACAGCAUGGAAGGUUUGAGUCCUUCGGAACCUCCGUAUUCUCCUUCUCCACCGAACCCGCCUAGUUGUGAAAACCUCGGAAGCGCACCUUUAGUUCACGAUUCGAGUAAUGGUAUCCGUUGCUGCCCAUGGCCUGCCCACUUACCUUGUCCAUGUGUGCCCAAGGAAAGUACGCAAAGGAGCCUGAGAGAAGAGAUAUUUGCAGAACCACAAAUGAAUGACACAUUGGUUGAUAGAACGGAAAUUGAUGAGCCUCCGAUCAUUGACAAUAAUAUAGAAGAUGAUAGGCAGGAUGCUGUAUCAGAAAGAAGACGAUGUGCCUGCAUGUGGCCAUGUGGGUAUCCAUGUCCAGAUUGGAACAAUCUCAAUCGAAUAGCUUCUCCACAGCCGAUUCCAUUAUCAGAAAUGGGACAAUCGCAGCAACUUCUUGAAAUGGAUGAUAUUACAGGAACCCCCAUGGGACCUCUAGUUCGAGCGGCUUAUGAGCCAACCUAUCAUCCGACUUCUACAUAUCCUGAAUCUGCCGCCUCAGACGCUUACUUGCGCACACCAUCUUUGCAUUCAGCGGAGUCAGCCGAAACUGUUUCAUUUCAAUCUGCUCCAUCAUAUCAAUCUGUGCCGAUGAGUGAAUCACCGGAGUCGUACCAAUCAAUACCAGCAUCAUAUCGGUCGGUGACGAUGUAUGAACCACUGAGAACAUAUCAAUCCGUGCCUUCAUAUCAGUCUGUAGCAAUGGAUGAACAAACUGGAUAUCAAUCAGUGCCGUCAUAUCGAACUACAACGAUGUAUGAACCCACAGGAUCAUACCGAACUCUGCCGUCAUAUCAAUCUGUAGUCAUGGAUGAAUCAGCAGGAUCAUACCAAACCGUGCCAUCAUACCAAUCUGUGGUCAUGGAUGAAUCAGCAGGAUCGUACCAAACCGUGCCGUCAUAUCAAUCGAUAGUUGAGUCUUGUCAACCUUCAGACGCAUAUCAAUCAGUACCAAGCUAUCAACCCAUGCAGACCUCUCGAGCUCCAACAUAUCAAUCUGUAGUGUCUUACCAACCGCUUCCAUCUUAUCAGUCUAUGGUAGCUCAGUCCACAGGGUCCUAUCGACCUCCGCUAUUAUAUAAAUCUGCACAGAUGCCAUCAUCUCAAUCGGCAGGUAAUAAUCAAGGAAUGCCACCAUUGGCAACCCUUCGUGCAAGUCAACAAAGUGGUGUGUCAAGCUGCAUGCCAUGGGUGCCAUGUCCAAAUUGGGUGCCAAACCCCUAUCCUGUAGUACCCAAAUCUCAGAAAAAUUCUUACCUAAGCGGGUCAAUGGUUAUGCCCAUAAUGGAGGGUGGUUUGGAUGGUGGUCGUGAAAAAGAAAAUACGGAACAGUUGAAUAAGAGCGAGGCAAAACAGGAAGGGCCAAGCGGAACAAUGACUACUGUCCCUGAAGAAACUAAGGGGGAAAGUAGUCGAUCAAAUGAACUCCAGAUAAUUCCGUCAGAAAAACCACUUGUGCCAAAGUUUGAUCCCCAAAAAUUCCGUAAUGUCAGUGCUGGAAUGAUUUCGUCGGAUCCAGAGGAAAAAGGACCAGUGGUUGGAAAAUACUUCCCCCAGUUGGGUUCCAGUUCCCUGGGGAAAGCUAGCUCGGGCACCUCCCAAUGUAACAUCACCCAAUCUCUUCAUGAACUGCUACCCGAAACGAGGGUGAACAAACCUCAAGAGUGUGAUAGUGUCUCCUGUUCUCAACCUGCGUCAUUACUAGAGCAUCGGCCAGUUGUGCGAAUCCCGAAUGGCAAAUUUGUUAAAGGGACCUCUCUUUACAAUUUUCGAAGUAUCGAAGCGGAAAUGCGGAAACUCAGUAACCAGGCGAUUCCUGGUAUCCAAUUUUACGAACAUGGACUCUUCAAAAUGUUAAACGAGCUUGGUAUUGUCGAUGUGAAUAAGUCCUCGUAUGGCGGGGAUUGGGUCGGAUCCGGCCGUGUAGUUCCUGCCACUGACCCAGCCAUGUGUAGCAAGAUCGUGGACGUGGCUUUACCGACGCGAGAUGAGGUUGACCAGUGCAUACAAGCUGCCAAAGAUGCAUCUCAGAUUUGGAUGGGAAUUCAGCCACCAUGCCGAUCGGUUGUUCUACGUGAGAUCGCUCGAAGGAUAAGGGAAAAGCGACAGCUACUUGCGCGACUGAUCAGUUUAGAGGUCGGCAAAGUCUUAAUGGACGCUCUGUGCGAAGUUCGAGGUGUUGUCAAUAUGUUCGAGUAUGCGGCAGGAUUGGCCUCCGUUCUCUCCGGCAAUAUUUUCGAGUCGGAAAGGCCUGAGCACAUCAUCUUAGAGCGGUUUCAUCCGAUGGGUGUGGUGGGAGUAAUUGCCUCCUUCAACACUCCUUUCAGCACUUUCGGGAAGAGCGCAUCUAUAUCAUUGGCCGUUGGAAACAGUGUCGUUUUCAAACCAGCUCCAACCACCAUCCUCUCAUCCAUGGCGCUUAUGAAGAUUGUGAGUGGAGUCUUUAAAUGCUUUGGCCUUCCUCCAGUCGUGACGCUAAUCCAGGGUGAUGACAAUGUAGGUCGAGCUAUGGCCCAAGAUGAGCGCAUUGAAGUCAUAGCGUUUAGUGGUCGGGCAGCCAAUGGUCAUGACGUAGGUUUGCGAGUUCAGAAUCGCUUUGGAAAGUCGAUCCUGAACCUCUAUGGUAAUAAUGCAAUGAUAGUGAACCAUGAUGCCAACCUGGAACUGGCUCUGAACGCAGCAACACUUGGCAUUGUUGACUUUGCUGGUCAGAAGAAACAGAAGAUUUCGCACAUUAUAGUUCACCGUCACUUGUACGAUCGAUUUGUGGAGGAGUUGGUUAAAAGGAUCGAGCGAGUAACGCAAUUUUGUGGACAUCCUUUGGACCCUCGAAGUAUUUUCGGGCCUCUGCAUACCAAAGGUAUCACGAAAGCAUUCACGAAGGCGGUCCAGGAAAUUCGAGAGAAUGGUGGAAAGAUCGAAACUGGAGGGGAGGUGAUCCGCGGGAAUUUCGUCCAGCCGGCGGUUGUGACGAAUAUCCAUGCGAACUCAGAGCUAAUGGCAUUCCCCAUUAUUGGACCAAUAGCAUUCGUUACGCCGGCCGCCAACAUUGAAGAAGCGAUCGAGAUAAACAAUGGCUUUUCCAAUAGGGUUAACUCCUCGGUCUUCACUAAGAAUGUUGUGGAUGUUUUCAAGUACCUCAGUCCUGAUGGAUUAGCUGGGGGUGUCAUAUCUAUUAACACUGCUAACACAGGGACGGAGCUAACAGUUUCAUUAGGAGGUGACCGAGCAGCUGGUGGCGGACGUUUUUCUGGCUCUGACAUUUGGAAGGAAUACUGUCGACGGGUUGCAGUCAAUAUAAAUUUUUCUACAAGGUUACCAUACGCCCAUGGAUCCUGCAGCAUAUUUGGUUCUGAUAAGUUUAAGCUUUUUUGAUUUUCGUUUAGAUAUAUUUAUUUUUCUACAGCAAUUAUGAAUUAAAUGUGAAUAAAUGGUAAAACUAA